This is a messenger RNA of Pararge aegeria (speckled wood butterfly), 936 nucleotides long. RefSeq names its product inducible metalloproteinase inhibitor protein-like. The transcript has 4 exons. The coding region runs from base 13 to 486 and encodes 157 amino acids. The record is from RefSeq and is a predicted model, not a curated record. Lineage: Eukaryota; Metazoa; Arthropoda; Insecta; Lepidoptera; Nymphalidae.
UUCCACUUCAACAUGAUGUGCAUAAACCUGAUUAGUGUUUUAUUACUAAUAGCAAUUGUUUCCACUAUACCAGCGGAGUUAACAUGCGGUUUAAACGAGGUAAUAGACGACUGUCCAGUAGACUGUCCGUACGAUUACUGCCCUAAAGAUGAACACCAGGAUAAGAUACCAUGUGCAAAGCCGAAAGAGUGUCCACCAGCCAAGUGCAAAUGCGGUUUUAACUAUAGAAAGGCUGAAAAUGGCACUUGCAUCCAUACAACUGAUUGCCCUCCUUUCGAAUGUUCCCGACCGAACGAAAUUUAUCAGUCAUGUCCAUCUUACUGCCCUUCGGACGAUUGCAGCGAGGCAUCUGCACAAGGCAUUUGUCCUUACUGGCUAUUGAUAGUCGUUCAUUGCAGUCCGCGAUGCAAAUGUAUUGAACAUUACUGGAAGAAGGAUGGUCUUUGUGUACCUUAUGAGGAAUGCCCCAACGUGAUAAGCAGUUGAAGAUAAUUAGCCGAUGGAUUCAUAUCAAGUUGGUCCGGAGUAACAAACUUUUGCGGAUAUUUGCAUUAAAAAGGAUUUAGUAAUAAUGCAGCCAAUUAACUAUAAUUCAAAUUAUUACUAUUACCGUAUGAUAAUAAUUUUCUAAGCAUACGUACAAUAAAUAAAUUUAACAAGCAUUUUGGCUGAGUUGUUUGAAAGGACUCGCAAGCAAGGCAUACCAACUAUCUUGCAACUUCAGCUUGCACUAAGUACGUAUUUUACGACUUAUUUACUAGGUACUUAAUGACCCUAAAAACAGCAACAUUUUAAAGUGAUAAGGAAUAGGACGGGGGAGCGCACUGUUCCGCAUGAGUAGGUCAACUUGACUGUAACAUAGACAUUGAGUGAGUAUAAGGAAGUUACAUAAAAAAAAACGUAAUUGAUAAAACUUUAAUUAUUUGACAGCUGAUU